AUGGCUGCAUUUACUGCGCUUCAGUACUUGCCAGUACCGGUUCUUGUCUUAUCUGCCCAGAAGACCGUAGUGCUUGCAAACGAGGCCAUGGGUCGCCUUUUUGGUAUUGACUUGGAAGGUGAUCAUGAUCUUUCAAUAGCGGAAGCGUUGCAGGACAAGACUAUGGGUGAUCUUGGUGUAGAUAUUCUACAGAACGGCUCUCCAAUUCUGAUCACAUGGGAGAGCUUUCUGGAUUGCGUAAUCGACGACUCAAUAGCAAGCAGCUUAGACGAAGAUGGAGAUUCUCAUAUGGGCAGCGGCCACACCACACCGACCGCAGCGACCAUGCCAUCUCUAGGAGAACCCCAGUCAACAAAACCAUUGCCGCGCCUGAGCAGUACAAACCUUGCGCGAACAAUGCAGCCAGAAUUUCCACCUCGAGGCCCUCCUACUAGGGGCAAGGCCGACAUUGCGAAUUCAGCCUCUAUAUUCCAAAAGGCAACACAACUCAAGGAUGCUAUCCUGAACUCUAUUACCAUGCCCGCAUACGCAAUGUGGAAAGACCAAAGCUUCGGGAUUCCAAACAAAGCCCUCCUGCGGCUACUUUCGAAAGAUUCCACCUAUGCGCCCGGAGACCAGCUAGAUUUUCUCAGCCAGUUCAACUGUUGGACCGAAGAUUUCCAGCGCCUUCUCAACCUCGAUGAGUUCCCCAUUAUUGAGGUCUGCCGUACACGAGAGAGAGUCGGAGGACGGCGCAUCGGUAUGCGGCAUCCGCUUACAGGUACUCGGAUUGUGUAUGAGAUCAACGGCGAGCCUGUAUUCCACGAAGAAACUGGGGAUUUCCUUGGUGGUAUAGUGAUCUUCAAGGAUAUCACCGAGUAUACCAAGCAAAUUGCCGCCCAGAUUGAAGAGAACGAGAAGCAGUUUGAAUACAUUGCAAACUUCAUGCCGGUCAUGGUAUGGACAACUACGCCUGAUGGGCUUCACGACUGGUUCUCUCAACGGUGGUAUGACUACACAGGGUUGACAGUCGAUCAAUCAAUAGGCGAAGGUUGGCGCCUACCGUUCCAUCCAGAUGACAUGGCAGCGACCGCUCAACGUUGGUUCCACUCUCUCAAGACAGGCGAAGAAUACAACACAGAAUACAGAUGCCAGCGCUAUGAUGGAGAGUGGCGCUGGAUGUUAGGACGAGCUUUGCCCUUUUACGACGACUCCGGACGCAUAGUCAAGUGGUUCGGCACAUGCACCGAUAUCCACGAUCUUGUCUUGGCUCGUCAAGAGGCUCGUCAAACAAGAGAGCAAUUGCAGCAGGUCAUCCAGCACGCGAAAAUUGUCCUCUGGGUUAUUGAUCGCAACAAUGAGGUCAAGGUCCUGGAAGGCGAUAUGGCCGCUACCGAACGAACCAACAAGGAAAAAUUGGUUGGAAAAAAUGUUUUCGAUGUCUUUGAGUUGCCCAGCAAUGAUCGAGCGCGAUGGCAUGGACCUAUUCAGGAGAUCCUACAGGGAAAACAAUCAGCUGAGAUCGUGAACGGGAGAUACAUGUCGGAAGCUCGCUACUACCGGACCCGUCUAGUACCGCUCAUGAGCACUUCCAGGACUGCAGGCGUCGACGGCAAUACUUUUGUGAAUGGUGUGAUCGGUGUUUCUAUGGAUAUAACCGAGCUGCGAGAAAGAGAAGAACAACUCAAGGAGCAAGAGAAGGAGAAUUCGAGGCUCCUGGCCAACGAAGCGGCAGCGAAAGAAGCAAGUCGGAUGAAGUCGCAGUUCUUGGCUAACAUGUCACACGAGAUCCGAACACCUAUCGCUGGCGUAAUUGGCAUGUCUGAACUCCUCUUCGAUAUGAACCUGGACGAGGAACAGAAAGAAUGUGCCGAGAACAUUCAUCGAAGCGCCAACAGUCUCUUGACGGUAAUCAACGACAUUCUGGACUUUUCGAAAGUUGAGUCAGGACGGCUUGACGUUGAGGAGGUGCAGUUCAGUCUCAGCGUCGUCCUCCGAGACGUGAACAAGAUGAUGUCUUUUGCUGCACAGAGGAAGGGUCUGGAUUACCAGAGUUCCAUACAAGAUGAGGUUGGGGCAGACCUGCGCGUAAUGGGAGAUCCAGGCAGAUUACGGCAAAUUCUCACCAAUGUGCUAACCAACAGCAUCAAGUUCACCUCGGUGGGUACUGUAAGACUUGCCGUCUCCAUCAGCCAAGAAUCAAAAGAUAUGGUCACGGUCAACUUCAACGUUGAGGACACUGGGAUUGGUAUAGAAGAGGAGGUCCGCAAGCGACUAUUCCAGCCCUUUAGUCAGGCAGAUUCGUCCACGGCUCGACGAUUCGGCGGAACUGGCCUGGGUCUAACCAUCAGCAAGAACCUUGUUGAGCUCAUGAAAGGUCAGAUAUGGCUGGACUCGAAGCUGGGGCAGGGUACUACUGCUACUUUCUGGAUACCAUUUACUCGCGCACCCUCGCAAGAUGGAGAAUCACCCUUGGUUCAUCUAGAGUCAAUUCCGGAUCGACUUCAGAGCGACAUGUCAGUCUCAUGUGGCAGCUCGGAAGGCCAUACACCGCCGUUGACACCGCAACUUCCUAAUGGGAACUCAUCAUACCCGUUGCUCAAAUCAGCAAUUCCGGAUCAUCUGAUGAGCCUUCCCGACAAUGAAAGGCAGGAGAUUCACGUUCUCGUUGUCGAGGACAAUCACAUCAACCAGCAAAUCGCGCUCAAGACGAUCAAGAAGCUUCACUUCUCGGUCAAUGCAGUGUGGAACGGCCAAGAAGCUUUGGAGUAUCUAAUGCAGGAGUUCGGCCCUUCGCACCCACGCCCGGAUAUCAUCCUGAUGGACGUUCAAAUGCCUAUUCGAGACGGUUACUCCGCUACCCACGCAAUCAGGACAGAAUCGCCGUGGCGCAAUAUGCCCGAAAUUCGAGGUGUUCCGAUCGUAGCCAUGACGGCUAGCGCGAUUCAGGGCGACAAGGAGAAGUGUGUAUCGUGUGGUAUGGAUGAUUAUCUCGCCAAGCCAGUCAAAGGGAAGCUGCUGGAGAAGAUGCUUGUGAAGUGGGCACUCGAAGGCCGGCGAAAGACGGCAAAAAGCAAACCGCCCACAAACGGCAAUGAUCGACAUGGCGUCGCAACCCCAAGCUCCAAGGUGGGCUCUAGGGCAAAAGAUCACCCGCGAACGGCAGACUUGUCGGUUGAAUCUGAAACAACGGCGCAGGCAUUGACCGCUGAACUUGACCGCCUCCACUAUCAGAGCGAUGCAGCAUUCACAAGGUCCAACGAGAACGAGGGUGAGAGGGCCAUGCGGCGUAUUCACGCUGAGGAAAGAGACACGAAAUUGCGCGACGAAAAACUGCUUUCGUUAGUCGGGCCACAGCUCAUCCGUCACAACAGCUCUCAGGGGCCACACAACGAACCAUCGAUGCCUCUGACCGAGGCAAACAUUGAGAAAUUGGCCCAUGAACAAGAAACAGACUCUCUCACAACAAAGAAGCCCGGUUCUCUGGAUGAGGCCGACUCGAAUAGGGCAAACAAUGCUCAUACUGCACCACUUGCUCGAAAGGUCAAGUCAGUCUGCAAGAAAGAAGUCAUGCAGAUACGCUUAGACACUCAACCACAGUACCGGAAACUUUUCUGA
Alternaria infectoria is the source of this 3597-nucleotide messenger RNA. RefSeq lists its product as uncharacterized. Lineage: Eukaryota; Fungi; Ascomycota; Dothideomycetes; Pleosporales; Pleosporaceae. The record is from RefSeq and is a predicted model, not a curated record. The coding region runs from base 1 to 3597 and encodes 1198 amino acids. The transcript has 10 exons. Gene Ontology annotation, molecular function: protein binding; phosphorelay sensor kinase activity. Gene Ontology annotation, biological process: phosphorylation; phosphorelay signal transduction system.